Molecule: messenger RNA, 1224 nt
Organism: Penicillium olsonii
Lineage: Eukaryota; Fungi; Ascomycota; Eurotiomycetes; Eurotiales; Aspergillaceae
Source: the annotation of a GenBank genome assembly
AUGAAGUCGCAAAGCCUCGCGCUACUCGGACUUUUUGUCUCUUCUGCUUUUGCGGUUCCGAAGGCCAAAAGACAUGAAGACGGGAGUAACCAGCCGAUCAGCGGUGGCAAAGGCGCACCUAUCUUAGGUGGUACCAACAAGGCUCUUGAUCUUCAGAACCCUGAUCAAUUCCGCACCCCGAGCACGGACAAUGGCUUCGUGCCCAAUGUGAAGUGGAGCUUUUCGGAGUCUCAGACCAGAUUGUUCCCAGGUGGCUGGUCUAGAGAGCAAGUCAUCCAGGACCUGCCACAAAGUCACGACAUUGCCGGCGCUCAGCAGCACCUGAAGAAGGGUGCUAUCCGCGAGCUGCAUUGGCACAGAACUGCUGAAUGGGGCUUCGUCUACAACGGAUCGCUCCUACUUUCCGGUGUCGACGAGCACGGUGGCUUCACUACCGAAGUUCUUGAAACUGGAGAUAUCUGGUACUUCCCUAAGGGUGUCGCUCACAACGUACAAGGCCUGGACGACGAGAACGAGUACCUUCUUGCCUUUGACGAUGGCGAUUUCGAGAAGAUCGGAACUACUUUCAUGGUCGAUGACUGGAUUGCGCACACUCCUCGAGAUGUCCUUGCAAAGAAUUUCGGUGUUGACCCCAAGGUCUUUGACUCGGUCCCUGCUAAGUUCCCAUACAUACUCGAUGGUACAGUUAGCAAAGACCUCGACAAAGCCCCCGAGGGUACAUUGAGAGGUGAUGAUUCUUAUGUCUUCCACACAUACAAACACAAGCCCGAGCCUGUGCCUGGCCACGGCGGUACUUUCCGGAAGAUUGAUUCCACAAACUUCCCUAUCUCCAAAACCAUCGCUGCCGCAAUCGUUGAGCUGGAGCCCAAGGGUCUUCGGGAGCUUCACUGGCACCCCAAUGCCGAGGAAUGGCUAUAUUUCCACCAGGGUCACGCUCGCGCGACCGUAUUCAUUGGCGACUCAAAGGCCCGCACCUUCGACUUCCACCCAGGUGACACAGCUGCUUUCCCCGACAAUAGCGGCCAUUACAUCGAGAAUACCUCCGAGACGGAGAAGCUCGUUUGGAUCGAGCUCUAUAAGAGUGAUCGGGUCGCGGAUAUCUCGCUCGCCCAGUGGCUUGCUCUGACUCCAGCCGACACGGUUGCCAAUGUUCUAAAGAUCGACAUCAGUGUCGUUGAACAAAUCAAGAAAGAGAAGCAGAUUCUCUUGCCGGGCAAGAAAUAA